AUGUCGCAAGCAAGCUCCUCUUCUUCUAGCUCGUCAAACUCGUCAAACGGGUCUCCGAACAAUUUAUCAAGUACAGCUCAGUCGCAAUUGUUUAGCUUCCAGGACAAUGAAAAAGUGUUAUGUUAUCACGGUCCUAUGUUAUAUACCGCUACUGUGCGUGUUUUUUAUGUUGUUUCUUUGCUAGACUCUGAAACUCUGGUAAAAGAGAUAAAUUCUCAAUAUGUAGACGCCUCUGGCGAAGCAGGACUUUAUUAUAAAAUACAUUAUCACGGAUGGAAUUCCAGAUCGGACGAAUGGGUCCCUCAAAAUCGAAUUUUAAAAAUGAACGAAGAAAAUAUUAGUUUACAGAAUAUUCUUCAGGAAGAGUUAAAAAAUAGACCUUCCGCCGUUGCUGCACGAGCCAAUGCUACUGCUAAUCAACAAGAAGUUAAUAAUAUAGCUAAUACAACAACAGUCCAUAUGGAGGUGGAUGUAGUAGAUAACUCAAAUAAAGACUCAUUAUUAGAAAAUGACACUUCCAAUACAGAACUUACUUCGCCACUCGUUGCUGCGGCAACCAAUAACAAGAAUGUUACAGAUGAAAAUAAUCACCAGAGCACAAAUAAUCAAGUUAUUAAAGACGCUCGACCACACAAAACCAAUGGAACAUAUAAAGAAACUACAACGACAGCAAAUUUUGCCGUUACAGAUAAUAAUAAUAUUAACGGAAAUAAUUCAACAACAAAAACGAUACCAAAACCUAUAAAAACGUCGGAAACUCCGCCUGCACCACCUCAUUUAUCAACGAAGGACAAAAAAACUAUACCGGAAGACGGGAUUACCAAAUCCACUAGAUCAAAAGCUAAAGCUAAAUUUAACAAUUCUUCAACUUUGAUUAAUGGAACUACGUCUACCGCUACAGCCCCAACACCGACGACAAGUAACAGGGGGAGGAAAAGGAAGCAGCCAAUUGACGAUGCCACAACUACGGCAAUUGCGUCCACCUCAAAAGCAGCUGCUUCAACAUCUACAAGAGUUAAUGGAAAUGCAACUACAAGUGCGACCGUCAAUAAUCCCCAGAAGAAACCCAAAAAGAAUAAAAUCACUGUCGAUGUUAAUGACGAUUUAAAGGUUAAAUUAAUAGAUGACUGGGAAUGGAUCACUUCUCAGUAUCAGCUUUUACCUUUACCAAGAACCAAGACUGUUGAAAUUAUCUUAGAAGAUUACCAUAAUCAUAAAAUUGAAGAAAAUAAAAAAUCUAAAGAAACCAAUGGAGUUCGUCAUCGCGGACGAGGACGUCCUGCCAAAAAUCCUCAGGAAGAAAUUCUUCGUGAAAAUUUAGCCAGUGUCAAAUCAUUAUUCAACGAAGUACUAGGUACUCAACUCUUAUACCGAGCUGAAAGACAGCAAUACUUCGACUUCAGAGCGGCAAAUGGUGGUGUAGACUGUUCAGCUUAUUAUGGAGCCGAACAUCUAAUGAGAUUAUUAGUCAUACUUCCACGUAUUGUUGAAACGACGGAUAUGCGUGAGGUCAAAGCAGAACAAUUACGAGAUAUAUGUCAAGAGUUAAUCAGCUUUUUGGGGGAUCGGACUGAUGUGUACUUCUCGGAAAUAUACGACAAUGCACCACCGGUUUACAUUCGACUCUCGGAGAACUUUUAA
Ambispora leptoticha is the source of this 1641-nucleotide messenger RNA. NCBI's taxonomy places the organism in Eukaryota, Fungi, Glomeromycota, Glomeromycetes, Archaeosporales, Ambisporaceae. The record is from the annotation of a GenBank genome assembly.